Messenger RNA from Paracoccidioides brasiliensis Pb18, 1044 nucleotides. RefSeq names its product uroporphyrinogen-III synthase HEM4. The transcript has 2 exons. The record is from RefSeq and is a predicted model, not a curated record. The coding region runs from base 1 to 1044 and encodes 347 amino acids. Gene Ontology annotation, molecular function: uroporphyrinogen-III synthase activity. Gene Ontology annotation, biological process: uroporphyrinogen III biosynthetic process.
AUGACAAACGUUCAUCCAAGCCUCCCCGCUAAAACUCCCAUAUUCCUCCUUAAAACCAAAUCAACCCCCCACGACGGGUACGAAGAAUACUUCUCCGCUUCCGGCCGCUACGACCCUUCUUUCAUUCCCGUCCUUGAGCACAGAUUUCGUGACAAGAGCCUGCGGAGGAUAAGGGACUUAUUUGUUUCCGGGGAUAUUAACGAUCAAUAUGGCGGGCUGAUAUUUACGAGUCAGAGAGCGGUGGAAGGGUUUGCGAGAGUGAUUCAGGAGGAGGUAGGAGAAGACGCAGCUAUAAAGGCAUCCAGAUCUCUCCUCCUCUACACCGUCGGACCGGCAACGUACCGAACCCUAAAUGUACUGCGCGAAUCAUAUCUGCCGCAUUCGCAAAUAAUGGGCCAUGACGCAGGUACCGGGGAGAAACUUGCGCAUAUCAUCCUCUGCCACUACAAUGCAAAUUACAACCGGCUCACAGAUGCAGAGAGCGCAGAUGAUACCGCAAAAAGGAAGAGAGACAGCAAACUGCCUCUCCUCUUCCUCAUUGGUGAGCAGCACAGAGAUGUCAUUCCCAAGACACUUAUGGCGGAGACUCUUCCUCCGGAGCGGCGGAUAGAGGUUGAGGAAUUGAUUGUGUAUGAGACGGGGGUUAUGGAGUCGUUUAAGGACAUGUUUGCGGCUGCGCUACGGGAUGCGAGAGAGAAGAGAAUGCGGGAGAGAGAUGGUCGGGCUAGGAACGAUGAUAGUGAUGAACGGGCUAUGUGGGUUGUUGUCUUCUCGCCUACGGGCUGUGAGGUUAUGCUUCAAACACUUGGGCUGACUGCGGACGACGGAGGAGAGGGUAUAUCCACAUCUACAUACAGAGACGGGGGCAAGAGAAGAGCAGCAGAGGCACUUCGCGACUGCUAUAUUGCGACGAUAGGCCCGACGACGAGAGACCAUUUACGUGAGAAAUAUGGAGUGGAGCCCGAUGUUUGCGCGGAAAUACCGAGUCCUGAAGGGCUUGGGACAGGGAUUGAAAAGUUUCUGGCGGAGAGAAACGCGAGAUAG